UGCCUGCCAGCACCCAUUGAGUUUGAAGAGAAUGCUGCCUGAAACAAUUUUAGCUAUACUUAAACAAUCUUAGAUAUGAACUCUGAACUUUGCUGCCAUUCUGAGCAUGCCACCAAUGACAGCAUGUGGCAGGAGUUGCUCUAAUGCUGGUGUGCGUGCAGGCUGUAAAUAUUGCAGCUCAAAUUAGGUGCCUUGAAUGGGGCCUGAGCCCCUUGGCAUCCCAGAUGGUUUGGCGGCUUCUUGUGGUGCUGGCUGCCAUUGGUGUCCUGGUUGCCGAUUUUGUCUGGAAAGCUUCCCAAUGGAACGUCAGAAACCACGACUAUGAGCCUUUGGCAGUCGUGUCAGGUGGAGAGACCGACACCGAAAAGGGCAACACAGAGCAAAAUGUGGAGCAUUUGCUCCUCCGUGGGCCCCCACAGCUCCUUUGCAUUAUCACUACGCUCUGGCUCUUGGUGCUGCUGUAUUGUGAAACGAUGACUUGGCAGCGCCUGGUGGCUAGCCUCCCAGGGUACAUCUUUGCCACCUACUUGGCUUUGGUCGUUGAGUGGAAGCAGGAGACAAAGGAUGGUUGGAAUUGGGAGAAGUGGCGGGACAGGAACCGGCACCUGACUGUGAUCAUCACAAUGGCCAUUCUGCUCUUCUUGUGGCUCAUGGUCCCCUUCAUCGAGAUGCCUUGGUACCUUGUGUCAGGGGAUCGAUGUUAUUCUGCACGGCUUUGCAGUCCGCUUAGCAAUGGCAAACGAAGACGAAGAGGGCGAAGCCCUUGGCAUCAAGACGAAGACGAAGAUCAAACUCAUCAAAAAGGAGCAAGUCCCUGGUUUCGUUGCUUGCCUUUGCUGGUCUCUCCGUCGCUUGGAUCGGUGGCUUAGCCAUCUUCUUCACCAUCACCUGGCAACUGACCCUUUUUGCUCUCCCAAG
Messenger RNA from Durusdinium trenchii, 918 nucleotides. Lineage: Eukaryota; Dinophyceae; Suessiales; Symbiodiniaceae. The record is from the annotation of a GenBank genome assembly.